ACGGCAGGAAGCCCGAGCAUCCGGUGAGAAAUAAGAAGUAGAGAGCACAGGAUGCGCCCUGGGUCAAGGGGACGUGAAAAGCCUGGAGUCUUUGUAACCUUCUCUGAGCCAGAGCUGUGGUGUUGUGGCAAGCGCAGUACGGUUCUCAGUUCCCCUCGGCACGGAGCCGGGUGCCAAGCUCCAGGUUCCAGUGGCUGCUGCUGUCGCUGUGGGGGAGUCUAGCCUCCCCCAAAAGGAGACAGAGCAGAAUGGCCACCUCAGCAGGUUUGCUGUUGCUGCUGCUCCUGGGCCAGACCUGGGCAGGAGCUGCUGCUGAUUCUGAGGCUGUGGUGUGCGAGGGGACCGCCUGCUAUACUGCCCACUGGGGCAAGCUGAGUGCCGCUGAAGCGCAGCAUCGCUGCAAUGAGAAUGGAGGCAAUCUAGCCACGGUGAAGAGCGAGGAGGAAGCCCAACAUGUCCAGCAAGCUCUGGCUCAGCUCCUGAAGACCAAGGCGCCUUUGGAAGCAAAGAUGGGCAAAUUCUGGAUCGGGCUCCAGCGAGAAAAGGGCAAGUGUACGUUCCAUGAUUUGCCAAUGAAGGGCUUCAGCUGGGUGGGUGGUGGAGAGGACACAGCUUAUACCAACUGGUACAAAGAGGGCAAGAGCUCCUGUAUCUCUAAGCGCUGCGUGUCCCUCAUACUGGACCUGUCCUUGACACCUCACCCCAGCCAUCUCCCCAGGUGGCAUGAGAGUCCCUGUGGGAGCCCAGAUGCUCCAGGGAAUAGCAUUGAAGGUUUCCUGUGCAAGUUCAGUUUCAAAGGCAUGUGCAGUCCCGUGCCCCUGGGUGGUCCAGGACAGGUGACCUAUACCACCCCUUUCCAGGCCAUCACCUCCUCCCUGAAGGCUGUGCCUUUUGCCUCUGCAGCCAAUGUAGCUUGUGGGGAGGAGGCUGGGGGUAAGAGCUAUUAUUUCUUAUGCAAGGAAAAGACUCCAGGUAUAUUCCAUUGGGGCAGCUCAGGCCCCCUCUGUGUCAGCCCCAAGUUGGGCUGCGGCUUCAACAAUGGGGGCUGCCAGCAGGACUGCUUCGAAGGUGGUGAUGGCUCCUUCCGCUGUGGCUGCAGGCCUGGAUUCCGACUGCUGGAUGACCUAGUAACUUGUGCCUCCAGGAACCCCUGCAGCUCCAACCCAUGCACAGGAGGGGGCACAUGUCAUUCUGUACCCCUCAGCGAAAACUACGCCUGCCACUGUCCCAGGGGCUACCAGCUGGACUCUAGCCAAGUGCACUGUGUGGAUAUAGAUGAGUGCCAGGAUUCCCCCUGUGCCCAGGAGUGCAUCAACACUCCUGGGGGCUUCCAAUGUGAAUGUUGGGUAGGCUACCGAUCCAGUGGCCCCAAGGAGGAGGGCUGCAAGGACGUGGAUGAAUGUGCGGCUGCCCAAGCACCCUGUGCCCAGGGCUGCAUCAACACUGACGGCUCUUUCUACUGCUCCUGUAAAAAGGGCUAUGCCGUGUCUGGGGAAGACAGCACCCAGUGUGAGGAUAUAGAUGAGUGUUUGGACUCCAGGGGAAGUCCAUGUGAUACUCAGUGCUUCAACUCAGAGGGCUCCUUCAGCUGUGGCUGCCUGCAAGGCUGGGAGCUGGCUCCCAAUGGAGUCUCUUGUACCAGGGGCACUGUGACUUCAGAACCGCCGACCAGACCUCCCCAAAAUGAAGGCAAAGGUGACAGAAAGGGGAGUACUGUUUCUUUUACUGAAGUGUUCAGCUCUCCCACGGGAUUUGAGGACGUCUCCAAAGGAGCACACACCACAGUGGGUCCCUCCCUUCAAUUGGAUACCUCAUCUGCCUCUGUUCCACUAGAAAUAUCAGUCCCUAGUGGGGCAUCUGGUGUUCAGAUGGAGCUGGGCACGCACCUCCCCAUGACGUCUGGCCACAGCAAGCCCACCCAUGAAGAUUCUGUGGCUGCACACAGUGAGGGUGACACCGAUGGCCAGAAGCUGCUUCUGUUUUACAUCCUGGGUACUGUGGUGGCCAUCUCAAUCCUGCUGGCUCUGGCCCUAGGGCUUCUCAUUUAUCGUAAACGGAGAGCCAAGAAGGAGGAGAUAAAAGAGAAGAAGCCCCAGAAUGCAGCUGACAGCUAUUCCUGGGUUCCAGAGCGACCAGAGAGCCGAGCCCUGGACAAUCAGUACAGCCCGACACCUGGGACAGACUGCUGAAGACAGUGUGCCAUAGAAAGUGGCACAGUCAGCUGCCACUGCCUUCAGAGCUACCUUCCUGGAUGAGGGGGAGACAUACAUCAUUCUGAAAGACUGGACUGGACUCUCAGCAAAAAUUGUGCACCUUCUUUUUAAGAGGCUGAUGGGGGGGGCAGGUAUUUUCCAGGUGCAUUUGAUAUGCCUAGUAUCAGUGUGAUGUGAUGUGUGUGUGUAUGUGUGUGUGUGUGUGUGUGUGUAUUUUUGUGGACAUUGACAGGCCUCACUCAUACACCCUUUUCAAUGGUUUCCUCUGGUUCCAGAUGAGGGCAUGAAGAGGUACAGGGGCGGGGUGGGGUGGGAGGUAGGGAGACAGCUUCAAAGGCUUUUCUUAUCUGUUGAUUUAUCAGAGAAGAAAAGGAGCUACUGGUGCUAAUUAGGAUAGAAACAAUUCCUUCCCUUCAUGGGCUAGAAAGGAAAACCAAGUAAUGAUUUAACUAUGUGACAAGGCUCUACCCUUCCUAUGGGGACUUUUUCAGGAUGGCUGCCUUUGUAUACAUUUGCCUUCAGGCAUUUCCCUUCCAUCCCCCCUCAGUAUUGUUGAAACUGUCAGAAUGAGAGGAAGCUCAACCGACUGCUCAGGGAGUAAGCAUGCCGGAAGUUUGGCUAUGUAUCCCCUCGUUCUAAACUUUCUGACAGUCCUGGGCUUAUGGGCAAGGAAAGUUUGAAAGUUGCUUCAAGUGAGUGAGUCGUCUUUGUAAAAGAAUAAUCCAGAGGGAGGUGUCAGGGAUUGGUUUAACAAAAUGUUAACUCACACUUGACUAUUGAGGAACAAUAACAAAACCCCAAGAACAAAUUGUUUUUGAGCUGGCACAGGCUCCACAGCUUUACCCCUUUACACCAUCCCUAACUGGGAAGCUGGGACUGUUGGCUUGGAAAGCUUCAGCAGGCUUCAGUCUGUAAGGAAAGCACGUGCGAGCCAGGUGAUGGACUUUGCUUUGAGCACUGUCCUUUAAAAGUAGCCUAGGCCAGUUCACAGGAGUGCAUCUGGAAGUCCUGAAACCCUGUGGACAUGGCACGCAUCAGAUCAAAGAUUAGUCACACAGAAGGUUCUCUUUUUGCUUAAAAAGGGAAGUACAGAGGAAAGGGAAAGGGGAAGAGAGAACAGAUAAAACUGUUUUAUAACCGUUAAAACUGCUGAGAGACAUUUUAUGACUGACAUGUUUAUUUCAAAGUGUACAUUUGCAAAAGUGUCUCUUAAGUUUGCUGCAGGUGAUGGUGCUGCAGCUGCACAGGUCCGUCUGGGGCCUGGAUGGCAGCCUAGGUGAGUCACCCCCGUAUCUCUGGAAGACCUCGCUUUGAGAAGGGAGGUUUCUGGCUGCCUCUGCUAUUUGAAGAGCUGAAACUGGGAAGCGCGUCAAGCAGGGUUCUCAGACCAGGGCAUCCUGCUGUUUCUGCUUUCAAAUGCAACCAUCCCUCAAAUUGACAUCCAGGAAGUAAAAAUGAAUAACAUAACGACCCAUUUUAAAGCCUUUAGAUCUAGGGAAAUCUCUCCUUUUUUGUCAAUUUAAAAUAUAGAUGAAUUCAUUAAGGUUUUGUUGUUGUUGUUGUUUUGUUUUGUUUCUGUUUUUGAAAAUCCAACAUGGUGGAUACUGGGAGAAAGAUGGAACUCAAUAGGGUGCCUGAAAUUUGUGCAUUUAAAAAUCAACUCACCAGUGGCUUUAGGUUGAAAUCUGGGUGUUUGGAACCUAAGGGAGAUCAAAGCUGUAUCUAACAGGAAAUAAACUUCAUUGGCCACAGGAUCCCUGGCAUUAAUUAAGCCCAACCAUUACAGGGAGGCCUUCAUCAGCCUUUCAGAUGAAUUUAAAAUCCCUGGCAGUAUCUGACAUACUGACAUGAACCCAAAUGUAGCACUUUCACCUUCAGGCCUUCAACUGCUCACUUGUACUGCUUGAGGUGAGGAAAAUAACUGUGUCUAGGCUCCCCAUAGCCUUGCUUGGUCUAUGCUCAGGUUGCUAUGUGGGAUUUAAACUGACCAAGACCAUUUAGGGUCUAGACAUGAAGCUCCAUUCCCAACACCCUCAGGGGUAUUUGAUCCACUCUGUGGGACCCACAGCAGAAAAGGGAUUGAUGAGGAACAUAUUUCCUCCAAGUGUGCUUUCAGUAUCAGUCCCUCCAAUGGAGGCAGAGCUCUCUCAUGUAUUGACCUACCAAAGCCUUGAGCAGAACAUACUUCAUGUGAUGGGGCCAAUGAAGCCACUCACUGUUCCUACAUGGGCGCUUUAUUCUCUCAUCUGUUCUUGCUGUCCUCGUGUUUGAGACUGGAAAAUUCUGGUUUAAAGCAUCUAAGAGGCCAAGCAAUAGGUAGUGAACUUCCAUUGGCCAAAAGGGACCAAAGUCUAAGCCUUCCCCACCCAAGUAAUCAGUAAGCAGAGACGGAACAAUCCCCAGCUUGUGAGGAACAGAAUUUUCCUAAGUCCAGACCUGGAAAAAAACAAACUCAUCUCCUCCUACUCUUCAUUUUGCAAAGAAUCCCAGAAGCCUUCAACCCUCUCUUUACUUAAUUUCAGGUGGCUAUCAUUGCCUUUUCUGUUUUAUGUGGUGCUGGCGAUAAAAGCCAGUGCCUCAAGUACACCAGACUCCUCAUGCCAAGAGCUAUACCGAUAGCACCUUGGUUUAUUUUUUGUUUAUUAUUAAAAAAUAGGUGAUGCAAUACCCUUCCUCCCCUCAGUAAUUUGGAGAGUUAAAAAAACAAGCUAUCCCAAAAGAAAUGUCUCAGGAGUGACUCCUGAACACUAUUUGUAAAGGAAAUCUAGCCCAAAUUUUCCCUGGUAUCCAGCAUGACUGUGAUGCAAAGCCAGAUGUAUCCAUGUUCUGGCUUUGGUGACCACCACCAUCACCAUCACUGUCACAAUCACCACCGUUAUCAUCAUCACCUUAUGAUGGUGCUGUGUAUCCUCCUGGCAUUUGAACAGUGACAGUAACUGGAUGAAUCCCAACCAGGCUCUGACUGAGGGUGAAAGGCCAGAAAAGAAGAGAAGCAGAAAGAAGAGAAGCAAGCUGCUUUCCUUCAGCCUCUUACCCAGGGAAAAUACCAGCAAAUCUCUGGGAAAGUCUAUCCUGACACCUUCCGCAGAGUAUUAGAAAGUUUGGAAUGAAACGCAAAUGUCUCUGAGUAUGUGGUUCUGUUCACUGUGCAGGACAAACUGCUAAGGAAAUGAAUUCUUUUUUUCCUCAUGAAGUUUUCCUCCUCUUUGAUUUUCCAACCAUGAGCCCUGUGUAGACUGCUAUCACCAACCAAACUUUUAAUAUGUGGAUGGGAUCAUUAGGUCCUUUUGUUCCAACGCUCUUUUCCCAUAAAUAUUUCUGGCAAAACUAAAGGAACAGAGAUGAGAUUUGACCAAAAAAGGGGAAAAAGAUUACUCAAUUCAAAAUAACAUUUUUUAAAGCAAAUAUAGGAAAGCCUUUUCCUAUUAUUUUUCUUCUUAGCUUCCCCAUUGUCUAAAUCAGGAAAACAGGAAAGCAUUGCUUUCUAGCACCUGCAAAAUGGCUUCAUGCCCCUGCAUAUUUUUAUGUCCCUCAACAAUAGAUUUAGCAUGGGAAUCUGAGACAGACUGCCCUGAAAACAUCUGUGCCUUCCCUGGCUCCCAAACCCAGGUUUUGAUUCUGUGUGAUUUGUGAAACUUAUCAACCAAACAGGAGGAUAGACACACCCCAAUCAUCCAUGUAUUCAACAACCAGACACCCCCAACCCUCAUAACCUCUCACUCAAGGACUUAUUGAAGACUGCCUCACCUUUUGACCUGUUCUUGACAGAACCCAUUUAUUUCAGGUGGGAAACCUGGAUUUUUCCAUUCUUCUCAUUUUACCUGCAAUGUGGCAAGAUUUAACAGUUUUAAACUUGUUCUCCCUCUGGGCUGAGGUUCAUUUGCAGAUGUGGGGUGCGGGGGGGGGGUCUAAGCUUGAAUUGUGUGGUAGCCAGUCUUGUUCGCUGUUGUCAGCGGGACAUUGUAAAUGUUGGUGUCACCCUAAUCCCUCAGUGAGAAGGUAAAUAUUUUUACAUAUGUGCAUUUGGAAUCUAUCUCAUGGAUCCUGGAAUUGUGGGAUGUUCAGCAGGAGUGACUUGGUCCUCUGGUUAGUGUUUCCCAGGCUGUGAGGAGGGGAGGAUCACAGGGCGUACUUCUCCUUAGAGCUACAAUGUGACAUUCUAAGGGGAGAUUCAGGGGUGCCUUUCAGAAGUUGUAGCUUUGUCAUGCUUUGAGCUUUCUGUUAUGCACCUGUCCUAAUAAAGUCUGAAAAAUAUUUCUUUUGAA
Messenger RNA from Meriones unguiculatus (Mongolian gerbil), 6478 nucleotides. It is a transcript of the gene Cd93, whose product is annotated as CD93 molecule. The transcript has 2 exons. Bases 249 to 2189 code for a protein of 646 amino acids. The record is from RefSeq and is a predicted model, not a curated record. Gene Ontology annotation, molecular function: extracellular matrix protein binding; calcium ion binding; extracellular matrix binding. Gene Ontology annotation, biological process: cell migration. Gene Ontology annotation, cellular component: extracellular matrix; external side of plasma membrane. Lineage: Eukaryota; Metazoa; Chordata; Mammalia; Rodentia; Muridae.